AUGGGAAUGUGGGAGGAAGCGAGUGACCCAGUGAUGGGGAAGAAGGAUAAAAAUGAGGAGCGGAAGGAGAGAAUCCUGAAUCUCACACUGGAGAUUAUCUAUCUGCUGACUGGAGAGGGCUACGUCAUCCCUAAGAAGAAGAGCCCAACUGUGGGUUUGGGGGCCCUGCAUGCCCCUGGCUCCGUCAUACAGAAGGAAAAUGACAAGAAGAUCCUGGAACUCAUCUCCAACAUCAUCCAGCUGCUGACUGGAGAGGUUGCCAUAAGGUGUGAGGAUGUUUCCAUCUAUUUUUCCUUGGAGGAGUGGGAGUAUAUAAAAGGAAACAAGGCCCUUUACAGGGAAGAGUUAAUGGAGGAGGAGGAGCCCCAGCAGCUCCGCCCACUGGCCUGUGAGUAUAAAGAUGGGAGCGAUGUUACAGCACAUACGGAAGCAACUUUAUGUUGUAAUAAUGAUGGGAAUCUCACAAACCCUGAUAUUUCUCCAACCGAACAGCCCCCACCAGCCAAUGGGAUGAAAGAGGAGGCGGCUUCAUGGGAAGGGGGAAACCAAUCAGAUUGCAGCAUUAAUCCCCUUACAGAACAGAUACAGGGAACAGACAUGCCUACUCCUAUCAUGGAGUGCAGCCUGAAUAACAGCUCGGCAGAUAAUUUUAUAUUAGAUGAUAUAAAAGAGGAGGUGGCUUCAUGGGAAGAAGAAAACCAAUCAGAUUGCAGCAUUAAUCCCCUUACAGAACAGAUACAGGGAACAGACACACCUACUCCUAUCAUGGGGUGCAGCCUGAAUAACAGCUCGGCCGAUAAUUAUGCAUCAAAUGAUAUACAGGGAACAGACACACCUACACCUGGGAAAUACAGCUGCACUGAGUGCCAUAUACAUUUUAGUAAUAAAGAAAACUUUGAUAAACAUCUACGAACCCACACAGGAGGGAAACCAUUUCCUUGUCCUGAAUGCGGGAAACGUCUCUCGCAUCGAUCCAGCCUUGCUCGUCAUCAACAAACCCACACAGGGGCGAAACCAUUUUCUUGUUCUGAAUGUGGGAAAUGUUUUGCCUCUUCAUCAGACCUUUCUGUCCAUCGGAGAACCCACACAGGGGAGAAACCUUAUUCAUGUUCUGAAUGUGGGAAAUGUUUCACACAUGGAUCCGGCCUUACUCGUCAUCACAGAACCCACACAGGGGAGAAACCAUUUUCUUGUUCUGAAUGCGGGAAAUGUUUUAUGACUUCAUCAGAACUUACUGUCCAUCGACGAACCCACGAAGAGAAGAAACCUUUAUUUUGGUCUGAUUGUGGCAAAUGUUUAUCAUACCGAUCUCACGUCAAAGUUCAUGGGAGAGCUCACACAGGGGAGAAAACUUUUACCUGUUCUGAAUGUGAGAAAUGUUUUUCAAACCAAGCACAACUUAGAAUCCAUCAGAGAACCCACACUGGCGAGAAACCUUAUGUUUGUUCUGAGUGUGGGAAACGUUGUUCCACUUUAUCAGAACUUACUGUCCACCGGAGAACCCACACAGGGGAGAAACCUUAUUCUUGUUCUGAGUGUGGGAAAUGUUUUACGCGUAGCCAUAGUCUGAAAAUACACUUUCAGAUUCACACAGGGGGGAAACCAUAAGCAUGUUGUUAAUGUGUAGGGAGGCACCGAAUCCAGGAUUUGGUUCGGUAUUCAGUCAGGAUUCUGCCUUUUUUCGGCAGGGUUUGGAUCCAGCCGAAUCCACGGUCCUGGGGGUUCGGCCAAACCCGAAAAACUGGGUUCGGUGCUUCCCUGAACAUGUUUUUAAGAAAUUGGGCAUCAGGCGAAUGUUUCUUUUCAUUCUAAGAUUCGAUUAAACUAAUUUCCUCAAAUGUCUGACAUUUACAGAAAUAUCUAAAGUGCAGGAAGUGAGAGCUUUUCAAAUUGUCGCCCCGAAACCUUUUUCAAACUGUGGAAAGUUUCGAGAGAAAAGAAAGAUCUUCCAGGAAAGGGAAGAAACGUCUGCCAUUGAUUUCGACGCAAUCUCAGUGAGUUUUAGCCGGUGAAUUGCUGGAUUCAGAUGUUUAACUAGUAAAUUGUCAACUUUUACCGCUGAAAAUCUGAAUCAAGAAAAUAAAAAAGUAAUUGGCCCCUUUAGUGUCCAGCGAUAUGGAACUCACACAGGGGAGAAACCAUUUUAUUGAACAAGAAGGGACAUAUUCCAAGGGGUACGAGCCCCCCAGGAUAUCACUUGGGCAGAUGCUGUUCCCUAAUGCUCACACAGUAGGUAACAUGAUGGGGAUAUACCCAGCUGGGAAUGACUUGUUUGAUUUACGAGAAAUUAGAAGGUGGGAGGGUAAUGGGAUUAAAUAUGUAUAAAUAAAAUUGGGAAAACUCACCAGAAUUCACUCUGCGAAUAAAAGCUGCCGAGGUUCAAUAGAAGCCGACGGGAAUUGUCUCUAACAGCUUCAUUUCUUUAUUUCUUCUUCCGCUUCAUAAAAACAUUGAAAACAAAUGGAACAGCGAGACUCUUAUUACUUUUUUAAUAAGACAUUGAUAUUCUGAGACAAUUUGCAAUUGGUCGUCAAUUUAUUUAUUUUUUGUAUAUUCUUUAUUUUCAGUUUUAUAUGCAGACACUACCUAUCAAAGCCGGAAAACUUUCUACAAUAGGCGUAUUGAACACUUCAUGUGUCAGAGUGAGUCAGGCAAGUUUAGAUUGUUUACAACCAUACAGAAUACAAUAACGAUUUUUGUGUUGUUCUACUU
Messenger RNA from Xenopus tropicalis (tropical clawed frog), 2712 nucleotides. RefSeq names its product oocyte zinc finger protein XlCOF7.1-like. The transcript is spliced from 5 exons. The record is from RefSeq and is a predicted model, not a curated record. Gene Ontology annotation, cellular component: nucleus. The coding region runs from base 1 to 1608 and encodes 535 amino acids. Lineage: Eukaryota; Metazoa; Chordata; Amphibia; Anura; Pipidae.